Molecule: messenger RNA, 1950 nt
Organism: Rotaria sordida
Lineage: Eukaryota; Metazoa; Rotifera; Eurotatoria; Philodinida; Philodinidae
Source: the annotation of a GenBank genome assembly
AUGUCGAAGAAAUUUAAUAUUCGCGAGUGGGUUCUAUCCGUUAAAUAUUGGUCAUUGCUAUUCAUUCCCCAUAUAUCGAUUUGUUUAAUUUUUUUAAUCUAUACACUUGUUGGUGCCAGUAUUAUUCAAGAAAUUGAAUCAGAUGAUCCACGAAUUAUUUCUUCAUCAACAGUAGAAACAACACCAAAACCUAUUGUUCCAAUAAAAAAUUUUGAUCGAGAACGAGAACGUCUCUUAUCAAAAAUAACAGAAAAAAGGCAAACAGUUGAUGUACAACAAUAUACUAAAUAUGUCAAUAAACAUCUUCGUGAAUAUGAAGAAGAAAUUAAAAAAGUAUAUCAAUCAAUUCCAACAACACCAUCAACUGUUAUUGAAAAACCUACAUUAAAUGAAGAAAAUUCCCGAUGGACUUUUGCAGGAUCAUUGUAUUUUAUUGGAACAACUUUAACAACCAUCGGUUCAAAUGAUUUUACGCCAACAAAAAAAAUAGGAAAAUUAUUUUUAAUGAUCUAUGCUGCUAUUGGCAUUCCAUUAACAUUAGUAUUUUUAUCUGAUUUAAGUUUAUUAAUAGCACGUUUAAUAAAGUAUUUAUCUUUACUAUUAUUACGUGCAUAUUCAACAAAGUAUUUUCUUCAUAUGCGUCAAUGGAUGUUAUUUCGUUUUAUUGAAAAACAAUUAGAUAUUUCAAUACCUUUACCAACAGAUGAAGAUGAUUUAUUUUCACAAAAAAAUAAUCACUUAUUAAUAUCAUCAUUGGAUAAUGAAUUUAAUGAAAAUGAUCAACCAAUACAUCGAUUAUCAAUAAGACAACGACGUUUAUCUAAUAGUCUUCAUCUAAAACAUAUUAAAAAUGCUUAUAAUAUCCUUAUUGAUACAAUAAAAGAUAUAAAUGAUGAUACUAAUUUAACCAUGCCACAAUUAAUAAUAACGAUUUUUAUGUAUCUACUCAUUGGUGCAUGUCUUAUUACAUCAAAUUCAUUUUUUGACAGCAUUUAUAUUUGUUUUACAUCUAUAUUUACCAUUAAUUUAAGAAAUUAUUAUCGAAAUAUGACAAUACAUCAUGAAAAUAAUAUGAAAUCAUUAUUUAUUUUAGCUAUUUAUUUAUUAUUUGGUUUAGCUAUUGCCUCAUUAUGCGUAAAAGCUGUACAAAUAAAAAUACAAAUAACACUUGAAAAUAUUGGAAAAAAAUUACUUCGAGAUCUUGUAGAAUUUCUUCGACAGAUGGGUUUUCAUGAAUUGAGUACAGAUGAUAUAUUAGCCACAACAAAUCAUAAUUCUCAAUCAAUAUUAGCUCCAACGUCAGAAUCUAUUCUUUCUCGACAACAACGUGUAAUACGUACAGCAUCAUAUUCAUCCGAAUCAAUAUCAACACCAACUCCUCGUCCUAUUGGUAUUGCUGAACCAGUACCUCGUCUACCUAGUGGUCUUAUUAUUCGAGCAUAUAAAAGUCCUGAAAGUGAUACAGAUAAAAGUGUUCAAGUUAAUACAAUCAUUCGAUCAUGUGGUCGCUGUGCUGGUUCAAGUCCAUCACCUUCAAGAUCAUUGUUAUCAGUAAGAAGACAUAGUGUUAUAUCACCUACACCACUAUCACCAGGUGAAAAUAGUUCUGGUGGUGAAGAUGAAGAUACAUCACCAGCUUUACCACCACCAAAUUUGGAUAGACUUCGUCAACGACGUGCAACACUUGUUGCAAAAACAAUUAUUAAUCAAAUGGCUACACAACCACCAAUAUUAUCUGCUAAUGAACCAAUGCCAUCAUUAACAUUGUUAACUGCUCAACGUCAUCGUUCAACAGAAACACCACCGCCAGUGUCAUCAAAAUAUUCAACUACAAAAUUAGCAAAUACUCCAGCUGCAGCAUCACGUAAACGAGAUAUUAGUCAAGAAGAAUUUUCAGCAAUUUCAAAACAAAUAUCUUCAUUAUUGACACCUAGUGAUGAUGAGAAUUAA